Messenger RNA from Nylanderia fulva, 1590 nucleotides. Its product is annotated as potassium/sodium hyperpolarization-activated cyclic nucleotide-gated channel 1. Lineage: Eukaryota; Metazoa; Arthropoda; Insecta; Hymenoptera; Formicidae. Gene Ontology annotation, cellular component: HCN channel complex. Gene Ontology annotation, biological process: regulation of membrane depolarization; potassium ion transmembrane transport; sodium ion transmembrane transport. Gene Ontology annotation, molecular function: voltage-gated potassium channel activity. The record is from RefSeq and is a predicted model, not a curated record.
AUGCUUCGUGUGGAGCAUGAAUGUGAGCUCGAAGGUAAACAUGAAGAUGCACUUUUUCUUCCCGAUCACAAUAUCUUUCAAAAAAUGCGAAAUACUUUGCGCCAUUCACUAAUGGCAUCAGACAAAACUCCAGGUGCCCGCAAAUAUUUACGCAGUCGUGCUUCGAUAUUUUCGGAAAAACGACGGCAUUUGCGUAAUUACAGAUACAUUCUCCAUCCCUUCAGUAUGUUUAGACUUUGCUGGGAUGUCUUAAUGAUUAUAACGAUAACGUGUUUACUACUGGUUGCUCCAUAUCACGCUGCAUUCGAAAUAGACAAUCGUUUAUAUAACUGGACAAUUUUUAAGAAUUUUCUGCUUUUUCUCUGUUGCUUGGACAUAAAUGUUAAUUUUAUAACAGGAUAUUACGACACAAUGCAUCACGUUGUUGUGAUGGAGCCGAGAAUGAUAAUGAAGAGAUACAUGAAACGCGGCCUGCUUUUUUUGGACUUGCUGGGCUCUUUUCCAACUGAUAUCGCAUUCGUUAUGUCGUGGCAAGAGUAUGCAGUUACACGCGAGUUGAUGUCUUUAAUCUGCGGAUUUCGCGUUUUUUCUCUCGUUUCUUACAUGAAUAAGAUCGCUCACGAGUAUAAUGCUCCAGUGGCCCUCUACGAGGUCUGCAUCAUGAUAUUUUGGCUGCUGAUAGCGUUUCAAUGGCAGACUUGCUUUUAUUGGCUGGUGCCAAUAGCUACGACUUCUAUGUAUUCACCGGAGCGUCCCAGCGACGAUUCCUGGCUACACGAGUUUGAUCUUUGGGAGAAAUCUAAAUCUCGACAAUAUCUAUCCAGUUUCUUACGCGCCAUUAGCGUCUUUCUCUCAUCGGGUUUCCUACACGAAAAGCCGAAAAACGAGGCGGAUCUCACGGUAGUGAUCAUCCUACAAAUCUUGGGAAGUCUAACUAUCUGGAUCCUGAUAGUUCGUGUGAGGCAACUUUUUAAGACCGCCAACAGCUCUAAGAUCAAGUAUCAAGACAUCAUAGCACAGCUCAAACGAUAUAUGAAGCAUCGGCAGCUACCACAUUCGACUCAACAUCGUAUCAUAGCCUAUUAUGAGUUUUGCUUUCAACAACGCUACUUCCGCGAAAUCGAGAUCCUUAAUACCCUGUCCACCUAUAUGCGCCAAGAGAUCAGUAUGCACGCCUGUCGCAAGCUCGUGGAGAACGUUACGUUCUUCAAGAAUUUACCGCUUUCUUUACUGACGCGCAUCGUCGCUUUACUCAAAUCUGAGAUAUUUCUGACAAACGACGUGAUUGUACGGGUCAAUCAACUGGGUGAUUGCAUGUAUUUUAUCGCUAGCGGCACCGUCGCGAUUUACACAAGCACCGGGAAGGAGAUAUGUCACUUGGAGGACGGCGCGUACUUUGGGGAAAUCGCGCUAGUUAUGCCGGACGCGCGAAGAGUGGCCAAUGUCGUCGCCAUCGAAAUAUGCGAGUUGUAUCGUUUGGAUCGCGCUGAUUUGGCCAGAACGAUUCAUCCGUAUCCUAUGCUGUGGGAAGAAAUCAAAAAAAUAGCUAUCAAGAGACACGAAAGGACGACGAUACUCGAUACACAGUAA